CCCCACACGAACUGCGACGCGCAACCCAUUUCCUCUCCUCCUUUUCCUCGGGCCCCACCGCACCACCAGAUGCAGCAGUCGCCCGUCGAGAUGCAUCCGACCGUCGACGCCCCCGCCCCCGCCUCAGCCGCCGAGCAGGCCGCCCCCGCCCCCUCUCCCGACCCCUCCCCGCCCCCGCCACCCGCCGCGGCGCCGACGCCGGCUCCCGAGGCGGCCGAUCCGCUGCCUGCGCCGGCGCAGAAGACCGUCAAGUGGAGCGAGAAGCUGACGUCGGACUCGCCGACCCACGUGCAGGCCGCCGCCGCCGCGGAGUCCAGCCAGUAUGUGUCCCGCGGGCCCGCCUCCUCCUCGUCCAAGGGCGCGGUGGAGGCGAUGAAGGAGACGCUGUCGAGGUGGGGGAAGUCGAUGGGGGAAACGACCAAGAUGGUCGAAAGCCUCAGCCGCGACACGUGGCAGCACUUCAAGACAGGACCUAGUUUUACCGAAGCUGCUAUGGGACGACUUGCUCAAGGAACCAAAGUUCUAGCAGAAGGUGGAUAUGAAAAAAUAUUUAGGCAGACCUUCGAAGUUCUUCCAGAUGAGCAGCUGAAAAUAUGCUAUGCAUGCUAUCUAUCAACAUCAGCUGGUCCUGUCAUGGGAGUCCUGUACAUUUCUACAGAUAAGAUUGCAUUUUGCAGUGACAAUCCUCUCUCUUACAAAGCUGGGAACAAAACUGAAUGGAGCUACUACAAGGUGGUCAUUCCUCUUCAUCAGCUAAGAACGGCUAAUCCUUCAGUGAGCAAAGUGAAUCCCGCUGAAAAAUACAUUCAAGUUGUUUCAGUUGAAGGUCACGAGUUCUGGUUCAUGGGUUUUCUUAUGUAUGACAAAGCUGUAACCAGUCUUCAAGAAGCAUUGGCUAGUGCUCGUGAGUUGCAACCGUAGAUAUCAAAUGGAGGCUUCAGUUACUUCAGUCUCGGUAGAAUCAUUGGAGUUCUGAACCUGAUUCCUUAGCUUCUGAGUGUCUCCUGUUUCAAAUCCUUCGCGCUGAAGCUUUGAUACGGUACACUCACUAGCUCGCAUACGUGUCAGAAGUGUUUGUGUUUCCUGCUUGUGUUGUAAUGAUGAGAUAUAUGGGAAGAUUUAUACUGCAGCUGCCCAUUUUGAAUGCCUUAAUUGCCAACAUUGAAAUGUGACAGUUAUUACCCGAGGCCUUGCAAACUUUGGAUUGAA
Messenger RNA from Phragmites australis (common reed), 1209 nucleotides. Its product is annotated as GLABRA2 expression modulator-like. Lineage: Eukaryota; Viridiplantae; Streptophyta; Magnoliopsida; Poales; Poaceae. The record is from RefSeq and is a predicted model, not a curated record. Bases 70 to 921 code for a protein of 283 amino acids. The transcript has 4 exons.